AUGGACUCAUUAAAAGAUGUUGUUAGAGCAGACCUAGAGAGAAGAGGCUGGGAGGUAAAAGAUGGUAUUUUGUAUGGUGGAGACUUUUUAUUGUAUAAGGGAUCAACAGAAGGGCAUACCCAUGCUGAGUUUAUAGUUAAGUUAUAUGAGAAAUUGCCGACAUAUCAAGAAAUUUUGGGAUCAGUCCGUGUAGCGACUCAAGUGAAAAAGGUUUAUUUUACGUAG
This is a messenger RNA of Blepharisma stoltei, 225 nucleotides long. The record is from the annotation of a GenBank genome assembly. NCBI's taxonomy places the organism in Eukaryota, Ciliophora, Heterotrichea, Heterotrichida, Blepharismidae.